This is a messenger RNA of Aphidius gifuensis, 1828 nucleotides long. RefSeq lists its product as uncharacterized. The transcript has 5 exons. The coding region runs from base 185 to 1828 and encodes 547 amino acids. Lineage: Eukaryota; Metazoa; Arthropoda; Insecta; Hymenoptera; Braconidae. The record is from RefSeq and is a predicted model, not a curated record.
GGUGACAGUAACGGAUGUCAGAUUAAAAAUGAGAGAUAAAUAUUGUAUCAAAUAUCAAUGUGUUUGCCAGAUCAUGUGUUUAAACAUUUUACAUGAAUAAUAAUAAUAAUAAGGAUACUUACUUGCUUGGUUAUCCAAAAAUAAUUAUAGAAAAAUUGAGUUUAUUUUUAAUUAAAAAAAAAAUAUGUUUCGAGAAGGACAAUACUUGGAAGUUAUCAAGGCAUCAGAUGAUUGUUUGGCAACAGCAAUUGUGACAGUCAAAGAAAGAAUAAUAGAAAUCGAAAAAAAAAAAGUAUCAACAAACAAGUGGUUAACAUUACAAGAUUGGUCAUCAUUGUAUGCUAUUAUAACAAAAGCUUUAUUAAAAAGUAUUAAAAUUUGUCGUGAUGAUGAUAAUAAAAUUAAAAGUUUAGAACGUAAAAAAUCAACAAAAACAUUAGAUGUUAUAUAUAAAUUUGAAGCUGGUGAUGAAUCAUCAUUGCCAACAAUAAAAGUACGUGUUUGUCAAGCAAAAAAAAGUUUAAAUAAACAAAAUGUUAAAAAAGAAAAAAAAAAUAAUAAAAGUUCAGAAUUACAAGUUGAAAAAUUAAUAGAAGAAUCAUCAAAUCAUGAUAAAUAUAUACCACCAGAAUUGACAAAUGAAAAAAAUAAUAAUUUAAAAUAUAUACCAAGUAGAAAAAGUUUAUUAAAUACAAAAUUUCCAAAUGAUGAAUAUACACCAUCAUUAGAAAAAAAAUUACCUGUCAAUGAUGUAUCAUAUGUGCCAAAAAUAGUUAAAAAUUUAAAUAAAAAAAUUAAUAAUAAAUCAACAAAUGAUGAAUAUAAUCCAACGACAACAACAACAGCAGCUGCACAACUUCAAGAAGAAAAAGACAGUGUUUCAUACACACCACAUGCAAUAUCAACACUAAAAGCAAAAAAUAAAAAAUCAAGUAUUUAUAAAACAACAACAACUGAUGAGUACAUACCAAAUGUAAUAUUAUCAAAUGAUGAGUAUGUUCCAUCAGGAGGUCAAUCACCCAAUGAUGGACCAUCUUAUGUGCCAAAUUCAAUAUCAGAUUUAUCAAAUUCAAGGGACGAAUACAUACCAACAAUUGAUGUCAAUCGGUUAAACAAAAAGACAAAUUAUUCACAAGAUAAAAAUAAAAAGAUUAAAAAAAAUCAGGUGUCUGAAUCAUUGACUGGUUUAUCAAAUGAUGAAUAUACUCCAGAGGCAGUUUGUGAAUUGUCAAAUGAUGGAGCUGAAUAUGUACCUGAUUUAUCAUCAAAUUUAAUGGAAAAAAAAAUUAAUGAAAGUAAAAUAGAUGAAGUAAAUGAUGAGUAUAUUCCAAAAUCAUUAAAUGGAACAACAACAACAGCAAUUGACAGUGUUGAAUAUGUACCUGAUUUUUUAUUAAAUAAAAAAACAAAAAAUUCCAUUAAUCAAAGUGUCAUUGAUAAAGCUGAACAGCCAGAUGAAUAUAUUCCUACAUCAGAAAUUAAAUGGUCAAAAAAUAAAUACUCAUCAAGUUUAACAUCGAAAAAAAGAAAAAAAAAUAAUUUUGAAUCUGUUAUUGAUACAACAAAUGAUGAAUACAUUCCAACAUCAAAACCAUGUAAAUUAACAACAGAUUUAACAACACUUAAAUAUAUACCAAGUUUAAAAAAUUCAAAUUCAUCAAUUAUUGUUGAAGAAUAUGAGCCAAAUUUUGCAACAAAUAAAAUUGAUUUUAAUUUAUCAUAUGUACCAUCAUCAACAAAAAUUCAAAAUGAUGAAUAUAUUCCAUUAAAAAAAAAAAUAAGAAAAGCACAUGAACCAAAAGAUCCAACAAAACGAAAAAAUAUAUAG